Messenger RNA from Populus nigra (black poplar), 1632 nucleotides. Its product is annotated as 7-deoxyloganetin glucosyltransferase-like. The transcript has 2 exons. Gene Ontology annotation, molecular function: UDP-glycosyltransferase activity. The record is from RefSeq and is a predicted model, not a curated record. The coding region runs from base 35 to 1471 and encodes 478 amino acids. NCBI's taxonomy places the organism in Eukaryota, Viridiplantae, Streptophyta, Magnoliopsida, Malpighiales, Salicaceae.
AGCAAGCCAGGAAGAAGGGAAUUGAGUGAGAGAUAUGGGAUCCAAUUCCAAGCCUCAUGCUGUCGUGAUCCCAAGUCCGUUCCAAGGUCAUAUAAAGGCCAUGCUUAAAUUUGCAAAGCUUCUUCACUGUAAAGGCUUUCACAUAACAUUUGUCAACACAGAAUUCAAUCACAAACGUAUCCUUCGGUCAGGAGGACCUGUUGCCCUUGAUAACCUGCCUGGCUUUCAUUUUGAAACCAUUCCUGAUGGUCUUCCUCCUUCAGAUAUCGAUGCCACCCAGGACAUACCUUCUCUUUGUGUCGCCUUGAACAAGAAUUUCUUAGCACCCUUUAAAGAUCUUCUUGUGAGGCUCCAAAACACUGUGUCCGAGAACGAUCCUCCUGUUACUUCCAUUGUUUCAGAUCCUUUUGCUCCUUUCUCCAUCAAAGCUGGGGAAGAUGUUGGUCUUCCAGUUGUAAUGUAUGCUACUGUGAGUGCAAUUGGUUACAUAGGAUUCAAGCAACUCUAUGCUCUCAGAGAGAAAGGCUUCUCCCCAAUCAAAGAUGUGAGCUAUCUAAGCAAUGGCUACCUCGACACGAAUGUAGACUGGGUUCCUGGUAUAAAAGGCCUUCGUCUUAAACAUUUUCCGUUUAUUGAAACAACAGAUACAGAUGAUAUUAUAUUCAACUUUCUCCUGGGAGCUGCUGAAACCUCUGUUAAAGCUCGAGCAAUUGCUUUUCAUACCUUUGAUGCCCUGGAGCCAGAAGCUCUGGGUGCCCUUUCCACUAUAUUCUCUCGUGUUUAUUCCAUUGGUCCACUCCAGUUAUUCCUCAAUCAAAUUGAGGAAAAUAGUUUGAAGUCUAUUGGAUACAGUCUAUGGAAAGAAGAAAGCAAGUGUCUCCAAUGGCUGGACACAAAGGAGCCCAAUUCAGUGGUGUACGUGAAUUAUGGAAGCACAGUAGUGAUGGCAACUGAUCAACUAGUGGAAUUCGCGAUGGGACUAGCUAAUAGCAAGAUCCCAUUCUUGUUGAUUAUAAGGCCAGAUUUGGUCAGUGGUGAAUCAUCUGUCUUGCCAGCUGAAUUCACAGAGAAAACUCAGAAGCAUGGCUUCAUUGCUAGUUGGUGUCCACAAGAGGAAGUACUUAACCAUCCAUCAGUUGGAGGGUUCCUAACUCAUUGUGGUUGGGGUUCCACCAUUGAGAGCUUGAGUGCUGGUGUGCCGAUGCUGUGCUGGCCCUUCUUUGGAGAUCAACCAAUGAACUGUAAAUAUAGCUGCAAUGAAUGGGGAGUUGGCAUGGAGAUUGAUAAAAAUGUUAAAAGAGAAGAAGUGGGGAUGCUUGUGAAGGAGCUAAUGGAAGGAGAGAAGGGUGCGAAAAUGAGGGAAAAUGCUAUGGAAUGGAAAAGGUUGGCUGAAGAGGCUGUUGGACCAAAAGGGACAUCAUCCAUUAAUCUGGACAAGUUCAUAAAUGAAAUAAAAUCAUCAAAUAAUUAGAUAUAAAUCCUUGAAUGAGCAAUAGAGAUGGGACAAGCUUUGCUCAUUAAAGGUGGUGGAGUGAAAAAAAACCCUAUAAAAUAAGACAAAUUGUUUUUCAUGCUGUAUCAACUUGCCAUAGUAUUGUAUUUGGUUCGGGUUCUUAUUUAGCCUAGAACUAG